This is a messenger RNA of Aspergillus ruber CBS 135680, 2142 nucleotides long. Its product is annotated as putative C2H2 transcription factor. Gene Ontology annotation, molecular function: DNA-binding transcription factor activity, RNA polymerase II-specific; RNA polymerase II cis-regulatory region sequence-specific DNA binding; zinc ion binding. Gene Ontology annotation, biological process: DNA-templated transcription; regulation of transcription by RNA polymerase II. The coding region runs from base 1 to 2142 and encodes 713 amino acids. Gene Ontology annotation, cellular component: chromatin. NCBI's taxonomy places the organism in Eukaryota, Fungi, Ascomycota, Eurotiomycetes, Eurotiales, Aspergillaceae. The record is from RefSeq and is a predicted model, not a curated record. The transcript is spliced from 3 exons.
AUGCAGUCAAAUUCGAUCUAUCAAUGCCCAAUUUGUCCGAAACAUUACAAGCGUCGUGAACACCUGAAGCGCCACCGUAGUUCUCAUACUUCCGAACGCCCCCACCGAUGUCCGCAGUGCGACGGGCGGUUUCAGCGGGCGGAUGUGCUGAGAAGACACCUGCAGACUUGUUUGGAGAGAAGGGGAUCACGGGGGCUGACAACUCGUCGGAGAGCUUGUGAUCGCUGCGUGCGACAGAAAAAAGCAUGUAAUUUGCAGCAGCCGUGUGAUCGCUGCGCGCAGCAGAUGGUUGAGUGCUGUUAUUCUGUCGCGCCUUCAGAGGAUAGGAACACAAUAGCGAGUCCGGGAAAUGCAGAGCUAGCACGAGCACCGCCGGCGCCAGAAACGACACUUACGAUGGCUUUUCGCUGGUCGGACUUUGGUGCGGACAAUUUGGUGGCGAAUUCUGGUGAACAUGAUGCGAUGGCGCUCAGCGAUCCGAACGUGCUGGACCACGCCAGCCCUAGCUGGCAGGAUUUAAUUGCAAUGGCAUCGGAGGGUCCACCGGGGCCGGAUAAUAUGCAUACUUCGUUUCAGUUUCUCGACAAGAUGACUAGCAACACGGGGCUGGCGUAUAGCUUUGACUGCGGGACACCAGAGGAACGGGCGCAGGUGCUUUCUAGCCUGGAACGCGAGGUAGAAAGUGAAUGUGGGGCAUCAUCAUCAUCACCAUCAUCUUCACCAGAGGUGUUGGAUAUGCCGGGAUCGCCCUUAAUCGAUGGAUUAUCGCUGAAAUGGCUGAAUGACCCUCUUUCGCUCAAGACCCAUCAGAUAUUACACCUCAUCAAGGAUGUGGUGAUGGUGAAGCCACGGAAUAGCUCUGUCACACUGGACUGGUCACCAGGUUUACAGCAGUCAUGUCUACGGUUCUUCUCGCCAGUGAACCUGCGCAGAUACCUAGGAUUAUAUUGGGCGGUCUGGCAUCCGAAUGUCAAUUUCGUUCAUCGACCUAGUUUCGAUUCAACGUCAGCUAAGCCAACCGUAUUAGCUGCUAUGACCUUACUUGGUGCGUGCAUGUCGCCCGAAACGUCCGAUCACGAAGAGGCGCGGAUGUGGUUCAACUGUGUCGAGGAGCUUGUCUUUACCGAUGAAGACUUUAAUAGUGAUUUCACUUCUGCGACAUCCUGUCCUAGUCUACAUCGAAACAUCGUCCAGGCACUCCAAGCAGCUUACAUGGUGUGCUUAUACCAGAACUGGGAAGGUAGUGAUGCGAGCAAACGGCGGAUUCGACGUUAUCGCUUUGCUAGUCUUGUUUCUACUGCUCGAGACAUCGACUUGACGACCGUCAAACAUGCUAAAUACAGCGAGCAUACUCGAUACCAAUUCGAAUGGAAGGAUUUCGCCACUCGAGAAGAGCUAAUUCGCGUCCUGAUUUGGAUCUUCCUCCUCGAUACAGCAUUCGUUCUCUUCAACAAUCUCCCUCCCCGCAUGGUAAUCAAGGAAAUGAAAAUCCACAUGGCCGUGCCGGAUGCCUGUUUCCAAGCAUCGACAGCAGAUGACUGCUACGAACAAAUCAAACGUCUCCUUCCUGCAAACAGCCAAUACUGGAAGAUAUCUUUCUGCAAUGCAUUCAAAAGCCUCUUCCAGGAGAACCUGGCAAUGAAUCUCCGCUACGACCUAGCCGCCUUAGGCCCACUAAACCUGUUCGCCCUAACCUCCGCCAUCCACUCCCAAAUCUUCCAAUACCGCAGCAACUCCUGGGGCACCGUUCAACUCCUUGCCCCAAUUCGUAACGCACUAGAUAACUGGCGCGCUAUCUGGGAACUCUCUAUAACAUCGCUUCCCCCCAAACUCUCCCCACACGUCAGCCGCGCCGACGACGACGACGGCUAUUACAACGCCCAAGUAAUUAUGCACCAACCCGAACGAAUGUGGCGGCGAGUAGGCUUCUGCAGAUACUGUCCCGAGUACUGGUUACUGGCGAAUUUGAUGGUCAAUCAGCUUACGGAGUUGUGCGUGUCGGGGUCACAGCCGAGGAAUGAGUUAGAGAGGUUGGAUGAUGAACCGCUGGAUUCGAUUCUGAAGAAGUAUGAUGAGACGAGUAUGCAGCAGGCAAAUGAUUUGAUUUUGAGCUUUCAGCGGUGGCAAGUUUUUAGUUAUUAG